CAAUUCGAACCUUUUCGAUGGGAUCAACGUUUAUUCUCACUAUCACUGCGGCUGCCGGCGCUUCAGAACGGAACUCUGCCCGAUGAUCUCACCAAUGAAACCGCAAUUGGAUUUUCGACAAAUCGGGACGAUAUGGUGCCAGCGAUGGAACUCUACUGCAAAGUGACGGGCGGUCAAUCGGAAAUCAGUCGCACGUACUCUAGUGCAACCAAUUUCGCCGAUGUGAUUGUAGGCGCAGUCAAAACUCGGUCCGUUACUAUCUCGUUACAACCAACGAAUGACAUACAUGCCCGGCCAGGCGAAUCCUUGGUCGCAGGUUCGCUCAAGGCACGCUAGGAUAGGCAAGGGUAUUCAGAACACACAACCGAAGAGUGUGCGCAUGCAUCUGCAUGCAAUAACUGGAACAUGGCCUAUUCCAGAGGGGUACUGGAUUGAUGGGGAUACCACGAGUGAGAACUUACCCAUAAGAAGGGCGUGUUCGAUACAGUUCUCGACCAAGCCCGUCAAGUGGCAAGUAGAAGAGUACUUCUUUGACAAGUACGCAAUAGACUCGUUUGUGUACACAGACACUAUAUUGGAGAUGAACAACCCCGAUGUCUGCUACCAGGUGUUUGUACACAACAGCGCCCAAACCGAAGGAAUUGGAUAUCCCUUUGGGUUUCUGAAACCGUCUUCCAAAAACGAUUUGGUGAACUUGUUCGUAAUGCCUUAUAACUACCCGGCACUUUUCUCCAUCGUUGACAAGUGCAAGAAAAACCCUAACGCCACCCCCAUGGUGA
This is a messenger RNA of Sphaeroforma arctica JP610, 779 nucleotides long. The record is from the annotation of a RefSeq genome assembly. NCBI's taxonomy places the organism in Eukaryota, Ichthyosporea, Ichthyophonida.